AUACCCCGAUGUCAGCGGCGAUAGGCACCAUUCGCUCUGCAGAUCGAUCGCCAUGAGGGUUGUAAUUCUCAUCUGCAUGGCCGCCGUGGCCGUCGCCGCCCCAGUACGCUUCGAGACCCCUGCCCCGGCCCCCGAGGGCCCCUCCGACCCCCUCCAGAGCGAAUACAGCUCCACGGUUGAGGUCGUCCCCAUCCUGAAGGACGAACGCAUUCAGGAGGACGACGGGAGGUACAGCGUCGACGUCGAGACCGGCAACGGGAUCAAGCUGUCCGAAUCUGGCUCUCCUGACGGUCCCGACGGCGCGGUCAUCAAGGCGGGGCAGUACGAAUACACCGCUCCUGAUGGUACUCUCGUCCAGUUGAAAUUCGUGGCCAACGAGAACGGCUUCCAGCCCCAGUCCGACCUCCUGCCCGUGGCUCCCGAGUUCCCCCACCCGAUCCCUCAGUUCGUCCUCGACCAGAUUGAAUUCGCUGCUCAGGAGGCCGCCGCUGCUGCCGCUGCUGAAGGGGCUGAAGGGGCUGAAUCCGGGAUCGUCGAGACUGCUGUCACGCCCUCGCAGUUCUACAUUUCACCCUAAGCGAGAGAAUCAGGGAUGCUGAAAUAGGAAUUAACGAUAUCACGUGGCACCCCUGUGUAUUUAUUUAUCAAGAGCUACUGUAUUUUCGAACUGUAUUUGUGUUUAUUUGUAGGCUGUAGAAAAUAUAAUUAAAGAAGUCGAUGAAGUUUCAA
Messenger RNA from Penaeus vannamei (Pacific white shrimp), 729 nucleotides. Its product is annotated as cuticle protein AMP1A. Gene Ontology annotation, cellular component: chitin-based extracellular matrix. Gene Ontology annotation, molecular function: structural constituent of chitin-based larval cuticle. NCBI's taxonomy places the organism in Eukaryota, Metazoa, Arthropoda, Malacostraca, Decapoda, Penaeidae. The record is from RefSeq and is a predicted model, not a curated record.